CGAGAUUCGUCCCUGGAUAGUUUUAGAGGUGACACAGCUUCCAGCAGCUGACAGCUGACGCUGAGCUACUAGUACUAUCGAAGAAUAUGCACUAGCCUGAUGACCUUGACGUGAGCGGAAUCUCACGAAUUUAUGUCUGUGCGCGCGUGUGUGUACUUUGGUGAGAGCGAGUGUGUAUGUGUGUAUGGGUGUGUGCGUGCGAGGGAAUGAGUCUUGGAGAGAGAUCAAUCCAGUGAAAGAAGAAACAUAAAGAGAGAGCGACGCUCAGGCGAGCGGUCGACGAGACAGUUUCGGUUGAGUCGAGGAUCUUGAGAAGUGAGUGACAAGUGAGACUCGGAGAAGGUGGGGGGAGAGUUCGAGCAGGAGGAGAGGAUUGGAUCAGGGUGAGGAGAGUGAUCGAGCACGACUCUCGGCUGCACCGAGAUCGCGCGGAUCAUCCCCACCAUCAUCAUCUUCAUCCACCGGACGAAGAUUGCAAUUCCUCUCUAGAGCCUGCAGAGAAGGAACCGAAACAAAGACAAGCGAGACUGAGGGAGGAGGAAGCGAGAGGGCCAUCGUACGGAGGAAGAUCUCGAGAAGAAAAGAAGCACGUACGAAGCGCCAGCCUUGGGGCGCCCCUCAGACUGUCAAAAAGAGCAACCCAUAAAAAAAAAUCGGAGAAUAAUCGAAAUACAGGAUUGGCGUCGGACGUGCUGCAGGACACGGUGAAAGAGGGAAGCGGAAGAUGGAGAAUCUGCUGAAGAAUUGAGCUACCUGGGGCGAGCGCCGUGGGACAUCGAGCGACUUACUUGGAAGCGAUAUGGCGUGGAAAGCUUGAGCGGGGCGGAGGGGAGGGAGGGGGACGCGCUCGGUGGGAACGCGAAUCGGGAGCCGAUCGAGGAGGCAAAAAGCUGGAGUGUGAACGAGCGAGCGGGAGGGCGGAGGACGACGACGAAGGAGCGAAGUGCAUGAUCGGGAAACGCAGGCCGCCACGUAGGAGGAAGCGCCGGAAAGCGGCCGAGCAGCAGCACCAGCAGCAGCAGCGGCGAUGAGAGAAGUGCGAGAGCAGCUGUGGCGGGCGGGCAAGUACGCUGCGGUUGGGAUCGUGGUGCUGGGCACGCUGCCGGUGCUGCUGCCAUCGGUCUUCAUCCUCGCGGUGCUGCUCUUCACGUUCGCGCUGCCGCUGGUCUGCGCAAUUGCGGGCUUCUUCUACCUGCAGCGCCAUGCCACCAUGCUCUACCGUUACCUGCCUGGAGGCGCGGGCGCGGGGGCGGGCCGCUCCCUCUCCACCUCCUCAACGUCCUCCGCCUCGGUGGCGCCUCCCUCGUCGCGCUCCGCCGGGUUCACGCUCCUCGAGCUGCUGCGCAAGGACGUGGACUCGAUCGACACCUUCGAGGUCGUGGAUCAGGAGUUCGACGCCGUCGUCGUCAGCACCGUGUCCAAAUUCGCCAGAGCUCUCAAGGACGACGCUGAUCGCCAAUUCCCCUGCAAGAAGCUCGAGGCUCCGAGGGCCCCGUCCGAUGCCUCGGCGGAAUCGCCCCUGACGCUCGUCGAUCGCGAUGAUUGCCGCGCCGAGACUCGUGCCCGCGUGGAGGACGACGACGACGACGAGCAGGAGCAAGAAUUUUGCAAUGCCGAAGAUUUGAGCGUUCUCGACGAAGACGAGCACACGGAACUGAUGGUGGAUUCGCGUCUGGUGCAAGGAGCCGACGAUACGGAGCAGGAGAAAAACGGAGAUGGGCAGUUCGUUGGAACCGUCCCGAAAAUUUCUGACACCUACGGCGUCGUCCGCGAUGACGAGGAAAAGAACCCCUCGAUCAUUGUGGCUUUCAAUUCAGGCAGUCAUGUUGUGAAUGGAGAGAAGGAGCGAGCUGCAGUGAACGAUCUGGUGGCGGUUCUGGCGGGCGACUUCGACCACACUUUCUCGAGCGCUGACGGCGAGAAAGCGAGAGAGCACGAGGGUGUUUUCGAGAAUAGGAUUAGUGAGUGCGAGGAGAGGAGUGGGAAUCCUGAUGCGUCUUGUACAAAUUCCGGUGAAGGGGUUGGAGGAAAGCAGGGAGUUGAGAGCGAGAAGAAUUUUAAUAACGACGCGAGUGAAGUGUAUGAAGAUAAAUUAGCAGCAGUAAUUGAAUAUAGAUUGGACGAUUUAACUUCAGAGAAAUCAUGUGCAGUUCAUCCGGGAGUAUCAAGUCCAGAACGAAGUGUGUCGAGUUUGAAAACAGUGAGCACGUCUGGAGCAUGUCGUCCAGAAUCGGCUCCUGCGACAUACGGAUCGUUGAAUAUGCUCCGGCUCGACGAGUCUGCAUCCGACCAUGAAUACUUUGAAUCAACUUCAGACGCUUCCUUCGAAGCACCCCGGUCGGAGAAAGAAAUAGACUUCCAAGACAAGGAAAACCAACACAGUUUAAAGGCGCAAUCCUUAAGAGAAGUGGAAGGUUUUGAUGGUGAACAAUAUGAUCGCUAUAACUCGUCUUUACAGGAUGAGGAUGGCUACAAUUACGAGGUGCACUCAGAAGCUCCGGCCCGAAAAGACACGGGUGAAAUUGCUCGGACUCCUACCACCGGUACUCGAGAAGAAGAAUCCUGUUCAGCAUCUUCCGGUUCCGAGGAAGAGGCUUACGGCCCUCCUUCUACUACGUCUCACGAUUCCGACGCAUCGGAAGAGACAGCGGGGAUGAUGAAAGGGAGCAGAUCAGCAAUAUCUUUCUCCGAGGACAUGUAUGACAGCGAAGAACAAUUACAUUUGCAGCAGUUUGCCCAGCUAUUGCAGUUUUGGCGUGGAAAGGAGUUCCAGGCAUGCUCGCCAGUUGACCACGCAAAGGCGCAAAACCAGCACAGAUUGAGACUAUUUCGAAGACCACCACAGGUGCGCGACGAGGAAGAGCGACAACUCAGAGGGGAAUUGAAGGCCAUCAAAGAAGUGGUCGGCGACCAGGAGGCUUCCAAAGGUCCCCUUGUUAGCGACAUCGAGGAGCUGAGUCAGAUUUUGGGCAUCGAGUUGCCAUCCAUGAGCGACGACAUACCGGAGUUGGAGUGGGCUAAAGUGGCUGUAGAGGUCAUGAAGGUUGUGGUUGGCAUGGAAUGACAACUUGCUUCAUCUACUGUGUGUGAAACGUUGACGAAGAGCAGGCGUGGGCCCAUAAGGGCUGCCUCUGGUCCACAUCAAGGGCCGGUGGCUCAGCUCGAGACAGGAACGCUUCUGGUUUAGCGCCAGAUCUGUCUCAAUGCUCAAAGGCUGGCACUCUGAGCACGGAGCUUGUUUGCAGCAGGUGGAGCUCAGAGCGCUGCAGAUUCGCUCACGAAUCGUAGUUCUCUUCCUCUGUGGAGAGCUACAUUCAACCUCAUCAGAAAUAUGACACUUCGGAUAGAGGUCCCAUGAUAUUGAACUUCCUACUUUCUAGAGGAAUGAGUUUUCAGAUAUAAGUCAUAUCUUCUGAGCUUCAUAUUCUAGAACUUUUAUGGUGUAUUAUAGGUAGUGGCUAUUAAUCCGACGGAAGAAUUAGACGGGCUGAAUGCGUAGAGCAGUGGACCGUAGAGAAGAGUUUCCCAACUUUUGCGAGUGCACAAGGUACCACCAGAACUAGGGCUCUGUUCAUACUUUUCCCUUGUCACAAUUCGUAUAUGUUUUUCUACGAGUUUGAGAGAAGAUAUCACCACAUUUGUACUACUAUCUAUGCUUGCGCUCACGCGUCGUGGGUAAAACUCCUUCCAUUCUUUACACGGUGUACAGGAUUUGCAGAGGUUAAUAUUUUUCAUUCUCAAUCUGGUGUACAGGACUCGCAAUUUACAAACAGAAAUGGUGAAUCUCCCCGGCACCUGUGGAGUCUCUGCCGAAGAGGUGCAUGAAUGAUCGGAUGGAGCCUUUACCAGGGAGAGUGAUAAGUGGGGAUAAGAUUGAAAUCAUUGUCAAUCUCCCAGCUUGGUAGUUAGCGAGAUCUCAGGCUGAGGAUGAGCUGUGGCAGUACUGUAGUCGAGUCGA
Messenger RNA from Marchantia polymorpha subsp. ruderalis, 3958 nucleotides. NCBI's taxonomy places the organism in Eukaryota, Viridiplantae, Streptophyta, Marchantiopsida, Marchantiales, Marchantiaceae. The record is from the annotation of a GenBank genome assembly.